Molecule: messenger RNA, 3843 nt
Organism: Diorhabda carinulata
Lineage: Eukaryota; Metazoa; Arthropoda; Insecta; Coleoptera; Chrysomelidae
Gene: MESR6
Product: UPF0489 protein C5orf22 homolog
Exons: 2
Coding region: 431-1639 (402 amino acids)
Source: RefSeq, a predicted model, not a curated record
AAUAACGUGAACGAUCUCAUUAACCAGUCUACUUUAAAUCAUUAGUUUCAACAUCAAUCAUUCAUUGAUUCGGAGAGUUCUGGAUCGUGCCUUUUUCUUGGACCGUGUACUAAUUUCAGAGUUGUAGUGUCUGGAUUUUUGUUUUUAUGUUUUAUAUUACUAUUGUGGGAUCUUUCUAAUUCUGUCCUGUCGACGACACGAAUGCGCGCUGCUACGUACGUACGACAAUUUCAAAAUAAAAAAAUAUACCUGAAAUGUAACGAUUAGAACGGACGUUUCUUUAGAUUUGAAGUACGAAGUGUUUGUGAAAAAAUUAAUCACGUGGUUUUUGAAAUUCGCAUCGAUUGGUCGUCGAUGUAUAAACGUAUUUUGCGACACAUGUGCUGACGUUUAUUUGAAUUUAUCGCGCGAUUUUUUAUUUUGGAACAAUAUGGAUCGUUCUAUGUACGGAAAAUUUGUUCCUGGUACUUUACACCCUUAUCAGUGUUCUAUUAAGAGAGGAACACCUCCAGGAUGUGCAAGUCAAAAUCUAAAACUACACAAGAAGAUUCCAAUUUACAUAGUGGAAAAUCACCAUGAUGUUAUCCCUUUCAUAUACAGAAACAUAGGAUCAAAACAUUUACCUUUGGAAGGAUCUAUUUUGAUACAUUUUGAUUCGCAUCCAGAUAUGUUGAUACCAACAAAUAUGCCAGCAGAUGAUGUGUUUGAUAAAGAAAAACUGUACAAGAGUCUCGAUAUAGCAAAUUGGAUCAUGCCGGCAGUUUACGCUGGUCAUUUUGAUCAUGUCAUUUGGAUUAAACCACCAUGGGCUCAUCAAAUAGAAGAUUCUAGUCAGAGCUUCAACAUAGGAAAGGAUAAAGUGGAAGGAACGAUACGUUUAGAUUGCAAGGAAACGUACUUUUUGUCUGAAUGUUUGUAUUCCAAUUUAAGAGAUUUGGAAAAUGUGAAAAUGGUUAAAUUAGAUGUUUUCACGUUAGGAAACACGUUACAAAAUUUAUCAGAUGAUCUUAAUAAACUACGUUCAUCAAUUUCGAAGUCAGAUGCUCGUGUAGUUUUGGACAUAGAUCUGGAUUUCUUCAGUACAGGAAAUCCCUUUAAUAGAAUGUAUGAAAAAGCCGACCUUUACAAUCAACUUAAAGACAUUUAUUUCUACAAACCACCGGAAGAAAAAAAAGAUAACAUUAUAUCUGAAGUUGUUAAUAAAAGAAAAAUGCAGAUAUCACAACUUUACAAUAUAUUUAAAUAUUUAAAUGAUAAUAGACGUAUGCCAGAAGAAGAUCAGUUGUCUGAAUUGUGGAAGAAGGUAGAUUCCAUGAGAAAUAUUAUGCUGUCACACUACGGAGAUGAUGAAAUAGACUGGCUGUUAAUUCAUGAUGCAGGUUGUACAUGCGACGAAUCUGGUUUACCCGAUCAUAUUUCUACCAUAGAAGAGCUUCAAGUUUUGUUUAGCUGUUUCAAAAAUUUCUUAGAUGUAUUGCCUAAAAAUCCUACAGUAAUUACGAUAUCCAGAUCAACUGAAGACGAUUACACGCCAUUUGAAAAUGUGGAGUUGAUACAAAAUAAAGUACUCGAACUGUUAAAUGAAACAUUUCAGUGUGAUGAACCUGUUCUAGAUUACCUAUCAACAAUUAGUAAUUGAGUCUGAUAUAAAUAUCGAUUUAUUAUCUAAAGUCUGCAUAUGCCACUUUUACGCUCGUUUGCAAAAUCGGACUGUCUGAUCGAUUUACGUCUUUGUUUACCUACAAUCAAUUAUUUUAAAACUUAUUUCUAGUUUUACUAGAUUAUAAAUUUAAAAGUAGGAUUUCUGUGUUAAUGUAUAAACAAUGUAUUCAAAAUUUCACUAUUAUAAAAAUUUACAAACAAAUCCAUAAAAAAUGUCAUUGAAAUUGUUAUUAGUAGCUAAAAGUAGCGUUUUCCUAGAUAAAAAUUGAAGAAUACUCCAAUAAAAGAAAAUAUUAAAUGUAAAAUAGAAAACUCGGAGCUAGAAGAAAAAUAGAGAAAACAAUAUAUAAAUUUUCGUCUAAUCUUUAUACUUAGAAUCGUCAGGCGCUUUAUCACAACCACUAUCGUCAUCAGUAACAUUGAUAAUGACUAAUUUAAUGUCUAAUCUCCUUCAAGAGUAAUACAAUCGUUCCAAUGCGACUCUAACUUCUCGAUGCCGUGCUUGUAGACGGAUUUGUCUUUUGUCUCAAAAAUGGCUUCAGCAUUAGCAAUUGAUCUUUAAAAUGAGCUAAAUUCCUUACCGGCGAGCAUUUUGUUGAGAUCAGCGAAUAGCCAGUAGUGACUGGGGGGUCAGAUCUGGACUAUGCGGUGGAUGAGAAAGCAAUUCGAAGUGUAAAUCGUUCAAUUUAACCAUAGUUGCCAUCGAAUCGGUGCAUUGUCUUGGUGAAACAGUGGUUUUUUCUUCGACAUAUGAUUUUGGAUUUUUGCAUUCAAACGAUCCAACAACUCUAUGUAGAAUUAGCUAUUGUCUAUCUGUUCUUUUGGAGAUAGUCGAUGAACAAUAUUCCAUGCGCAUCCCAAAAUACUGAAGUCAUAACCUUUCCAGUAGUCUGUUGUGCCUUUGGACGCUUCGGACGUGGUUCACCGGCUGCAGUCCACUCAGUUGAUGAUUGUUUUAAUUCCGGAGUUAAGGGAUGGAUCCAUGUUUCAUCCAUUGUCACAUAUUGGUGCGAAAAAUCUGGUUUAUUAUGUGUAAACAUGGCCAAACAAUGUUCUGAGUCAUCAACACGUUGUUGUUUUUGAUCCACCGUGAGUAAACGCGGCACCCACUUUGAAAAAAGCUUUUUCAUUGUCAAAUGUUCCUGAUAUCUGAAAUUACGAUUAAAUAUAAACAUUUUGUGGAUUUUGAUGUUUUCUGGAGUAACCACCCCAAUUGGACGACCAGAACGUUCUCCAUCAUCGGUGUCUGCACGACCACAUUUAAACCAAUAACAAAAAGUUCUUUUCGAUGGAGCGGAGUCCGGAUAACACUAUUUAAGCAAUUACUGAGCUUGUACAGUAUUUUUUUUCAUCAAGAAGCAAUGAUAAAUUAACAUACGAAAUUGUUCUGAAGUAACUUCACUUAAAAGCUGUCACUUUUUUCUGACUAAUCGAAAUGUUAUGACAUUUUACACAUAAUCGUAUUUAUGGUAGCGCCAACUAUGUGUCAGUCACACCACUUAUUGAUGUAAUAUAUUCACCAAAAAUCUCUAUUGGACAAUGUAUUAUUUUUUUAAAAUGAGAUGGAGCAAGCUGCUGCGAUGGGCACUACGCGAGAAUGUUACAAACAUUCUUUAUAUCUAAUCUUCGCGAACAUGGGCUAUAUGAUGAAACCUUAUUUCAACAAGCUUGAGGCCAAACAGCCAUGUGAGCAUUUUAAUUAUGUUAUAAUUUAAUGAAUAAUGUUUGUUAAAUAGUAUGAAUGAAAUUUUGAAGAUGCAUUCAUGGCUUAUUUACAAUUGUUUCGAAAAUGUAGCUUUGACUACCGCAUCUUGUAUAAAAUGGAAUAAAAACAUUUAUCAGGGUAUCUAGGAGCCUUGAAUACAAGUAUAAAAACGGAAAUUUCACAGAGCCAGGAAAAACCGGGGAUUCGACGGAAAUUUUCUAAUAAACCAGAAAUUUUCUAUAAUUUUGAGUGAGCUCACCAGGCAUAGCAAGUUGGUGUUGAAAUAGCUCUAAUACAUUCCGACUUAUCUCGAAAAUCGCAUCAUCCAGUCGAAUCUUCCUCGUAACUGACCUCUCGGGUUCACGUAUCUAUUGUUGCCUAACUUGAGACCAUCUUACAAUUUGUUUAAAGACAGUCCAUCCAGACGAGGAAUGUUCUUAUCCAUUACUGAGCUCCCUCCGAAAUUUUUUUCAGUA